Periconia digitata is the source of this 211-nucleotide messenger RNA. The record is from the annotation of a GenBank genome assembly. NCBI's taxonomy places the organism in Eukaryota, Fungi, Ascomycota, Dothideomycetes, Pleosporales, Periconiaceae.
AUGCGUCUUCUAUCACUUUCGAUCACUUUCUUGUUUACCUUUGGCGUUCUGGCCCGCCCAGUCAAGGACACAACAAUCACUCCUUCCGGAGAACUUCAGUUCACAGAGGACCCUGGGAAAGCUGAAGAGCCCGAAGACGCACAGCUCUUUUUCCUGUGGGAUCCAGAAACAAAAUCCGAAUCGGAGGUGGCCGCCACGACGAGUUACUGAG